UCUUCCUAUUAAUGAAAAAAUUACAUAUUUAUAAACAAUUUGAAUAAAUAUAUCCGUAUUUGCUGCUAAAAAAUUGAAGAAACAAAAAUAAAAUUCGCUCAAAGCGUACGUAAAAAGCUAGUUACGGCCCUAGACUGACUACCCAAGAGGGGGAAACGAGACGGGCAGGAAAAGGAAGGAAAAGGAGGAGAGGAAGCGAGAAACGUGGAUAGAAAAGCGAGUAGCUGGGGAAGGGCUCGCGAGGGGUCACGGGGAGGCCUUGGUCUUUUUAUCCGAGAUAGGAUGUGAGUCUAAUCCACGCUGUCAACGGUACCGUGGCCGUCGUUCGUCGUCGUCAGUCGUCGUUAGACUGUUCCAGACUACUUGUGCCGAAAUCGAAGAGAGCCACGCACGCACGCCACGCACACACUAUUUGCAGAUAGCAGUUGUCGAAGGUACUGAGAUUGGCGCUUCUGUGAACAGCGAUCGACGAAUUUAUGACUCGCACGCGAAUUGUCGUGACGUUUGUAAGACGGCAAAGAUGGUCACUGUGCAAGAUAUCGGUUUGCAGCUUACGAAGCCAGUGAAGGAGUUGGCGCAAUGGAACUUUCCAUUCUCGGAGACACUGGAGCAAUAUUGCUCUCUGUUCAAUGCAACAACAUGCAACAAAGGCUUUGGCGAAGCUGGACUUGUUCUACAAAAUUCCACGGCGGUAUAUGUGCACAGAGUUGAAUCUUUGUGGACCAAAACCGAAGAUUGUAGAAAUGUAUUGUCAACUCAUGAGCAGGAAGAGGCAGCGAAAAAUCAUACAAAAAAGAGGGACAGAAAGGCUGACAUGUUCUUUCAUGAGUUUAAAACUGUCAACUUUGCGGCAGAAGUGGACAAGAAUAUUGAUAUUAAGAAAAAUCAUACGACACAUGAUAAUGUUAAAUGUAGAAGCCGUCGAUUUCCUCAGUUAGAAAAAACAAUCGCACAACAUGUCUCUAUUGACAUUUAUGAUGUAAAUGGUGAAGUUAUCGGCAAGAAAUAUGAUUUUCGGUGUAAUCAGAAUAUAAGUAUGGACGGUAUAUUGGUCGACGAGUUUGCGCCUCGAGAUUUUCAUUGCGACAGCGACAUCUCUGACAAAGAGAAAUCUUUGUUAAAUUCCUCGUAUGGACUCUGCGAUACGUCAAUGCAAGAUUCUACCAUACACGAUGACAAUGAUGACGAAAACAACACAGAAGCAGAGUCCGAGAGAGACAAUGAUUCGCCGGAAGGAGAGAACUCCGAUUUGGUCACGUCUUUUGAAACGAGCCAACAAAAUCUCUCUUGCUCUAGAAAUGCCGAAUCUGAUAACACGCUGAUGAAUGCUUCAUGCGAUAGUCUCAACGUGACUCUCGCCAAUACUCCGAGUCAGUCGUGUCGAAAUACACCUAUUGAUACACAUUCGCCAAUAACUAAUAUUGAAAAUACCAUUUUAUCGAAUAAUAAUGAUUUCGAGGAUCAGUGCUUGAACAAUAAUAUCAAAGAAAGUAUAGAUGUUGGCAGUCUAUUAGAUAGCCCGCCUGAAUCAGUGAAUUCGAAAGGAACGAGAACCUCAUCGACGGAUGAUCCAGCGUCGUUGAAUGAUACAAACGGAGACCUAACGAGAAAAUCACUUAUCAAUUCUGUAAUAAAUACUUCCCUAAAUGACAAUAAAAAAAACAAAACGCGGCAACGUUCUACUUUAAAGUCGAAACUGCUGAAACGAAAGUUACUUGCGUCGUGUAAAAAACGACAAAAUGUACAGAAGAAAAAUCUUCUACAUAGUUUAGAAGAUUCGCGUCAUUCGCGAGGAGAUAGACCAAGUAUGUUUAAGGCAACGGCACGUUCCUGUAUGAAGUGCAUACGAGAGUACGAUCCUUCGCGAUACGAAGAGGUGACGAACGCGGAAUCAGAUCUUUUAGGAUUUCGAUUACACGUCAACAACAAACCGGAUGUGCAUAUCAACAAUGAAUGCGUAACGAAUAUCAAUGAUAAUGUUACAACACCUCCGAGCGAUGAUGAGAUUUCUGAACUUCACAGUCCGACCCCUACGCCGAGCACGUCGCCUCCGCAUGAAAGUUUCUGUGACGUUUGGUUUCGAUCGGACUCGCCGCGUUUCUCAUCAGACACUGUCGACAAGUGGCACGAAAUGAUUCAGCCCAAGCUGCGCGACGCCGAGCGAAGAUCGGUUUUCUGUAUUCGCGACUACGCGUCACGAAUUAUGGAGACUCUGAAGGCGAAUGGCCAAGGGAAAAUCAACUUUGACACUGUUGUUCAGAAGGAACGCCCUUGUGAGGUGGCCAGAUACUUUUUAGCGUCGUUAGACUUGGCCUCGAAGCGAAAUGUAAACAUAAACACGAAUGAAGAGCAUAAUAUAGAAAUUGCACUAUACGAGGAUGAGCAGUGUUCUACCGACAGCCAAGCGGACUCGCACGAUUAACGAGCAGAUUCUUUAGUGUAAUAACUGUAUAAUAGUACAUUAAUGUACAAUAUGUACUAUAUGUAUCAUAUGUAUAUUAAUGAAAAUUGAUUUUUAUGUACCUUCGUCAGUCUUGGGAAGGGUCUCUGUACUGUGAUAUUAUGCAGCGGUCCUCUUAAAAGAGAGAUCUUGCAUAUUUGUGCAUUAAAUAUUUUUUUCAUAUGA
This is a messenger RNA of Monomorium pharaonis (pharaoh ant), 2626 nucleotides long. RefSeq lists its product as uncharacterized. The coding region runs from base 521 to 2422 and encodes 633 amino acids. Gene Ontology annotation, cellular component: nucleus; condensin complex. The transcript has 11 exons. Lineage: Eukaryota; Metazoa; Arthropoda; Insecta; Hymenoptera; Formicidae. Gene Ontology annotation, biological process: meiotic chromosome condensation; mitotic sister chromatid separation. The record is from RefSeq and is a predicted model, not a curated record. Gene Ontology annotation, molecular function: chromatin binding.